This is a messenger RNA of Scleropages formosus (Asian bonytongue), 1283 nucleotides long. Its product is annotated as uridine-cytidine kinase 2-A-like. The record is from RefSeq and is a predicted model, not a curated record. Gene Ontology annotation, molecular function: ATP binding; kinase activity. The transcript is spliced from 7 exons. Lineage: Eukaryota; Metazoa; Chordata; Actinopteri; Osteoglossiformes; Osteoglossidae. Bases 61 to 849 code for a protein of 262 amino acids.
GGGGCGCUGGCUGAGAGUUAAAGCGGAGUCCAUAACAGCGACAGCGCGCUUAGUGCGAACAUGGCAGGAGACAGUGACACGCGGGUGGAAAAUCACGCCGAGAAUGAGUGUGUGAACCGGCAGCCUUUCCUCAUCGGGGUGUCCGGAGGUACUGCCAGUGGCAAGUCGUCUGUCUGUGAGAAGAUAAUGGAGUUGCUCGGCCAGAACAAGAUUGAUCAUCACCAGCGGCAGGUGGCCAUCCUCAGCCAGGACAGCUUCUACCGAGUGCUCACCCCAGAACAGAAGGCCAAGGCACAGAAGGGCCAGUUCAAUUUUGACCACCCAGAUGCCUUUGACAAUGAACUUAUUGUGAAGACUCUGUUGGAGAUUCUUGAAGGCAAGACCGUAGAGAUUCCAGUAUAUGACUUCAUCACCCAUUCCAGGAAGGAGGAAAGUGUGACUGUGUACCCGGCUGAUGUGGUGCUGUUCGAGGGCAUCCUGACGUUCUACUACCAGGAGAUCAGGGAUCUGUUUCAGAUGAAGCUGUUUGUGGACACGGAUCCUGACACUCGGCUCUCGCGUAGAGUGCUGCGGGACAUCAAUGAGCGGGGCCGGGACUUGGAGCAGGUGUUGACGCAAUACAUCACUUUUGUGAAGCCUGCCUUUGAGGAGUUCUGUUUGCCAACAAAAAAGUAUGCUGAUGUUAUUAUCCCACGCGGAGCAGAUAACCUAGUUGCCAUAAACUUAAUUGUGCAACACAUUCAGGACAUUCUGAAUGGAGGCCUGAAUAAGCGGCAGAAUGGAUAUUUGAACGGGUGUGACACUCCCAGGCAGCACAAGGCCUCUGAGUCCAGCAGUCGGCCACACUAGUCCACAUCCCCUUGAAUGCUGUCAACACAGAAAUACCACAUAGAACCUGUCAGCUUUGUUGCAUUUAUUGGAAGAAAUGCAUUAGAAUUUCAAGGCCUUCUUGCUAUGACUGGCUUAAAUAUUGUGCGAGUAUUGCAAGGAUAGUAUAGUUCUAUCACUGGAGAAAGCUUGAGCUCAGAAGCACAGAUUUUGAAAUUUUUUUCUCACUUUUUUUGCUUUCUUUUUGCGGGUUUGGAAAGGGGAGGAAGAUUAAAGGAUCGUGUUGGGUUGAUCUUGCCUGCACCCCGCUGCUUGUCCUCAGUGACCAAGACUUUGACUGGGGAUGAAGCUGAGGGGCUUAAAGUAAAAACCAUACCUCCAGAAUUGGACAGGCAAAUGACAGAGGGGUUGGGGGGGGGGGUCUUGGAUAGUUUUUGUGGUAUUACAGGUUUUUU